AUGGAAGAAGAUAAUUCUGUUGACUUAGAUCUCGAUUUGUCAAAUAAAAACAUAUCUCUUCAUAACAUUGGUCUUUCAGAUUCAUAUGAAUUUAACGAAGAAGAACCUGACAACGAAAACUCCAAAAUUAACCAUACAAAUGAUCAAUUAACGAAGAUUGAAGAUAUAAGUAUUCAAAAAUAUGAUCAGUUAUUGCAUGAACUUACUAAUAAUAGUAAAAACGAAGAAGAUUCUACAAAAAUAUAUCCAAAAGAAGACGAUUUAAUGGAAAUCUGUCUUACAAUAUCUAAAAUAGCUUCAAGCACAAUAAAAACUACAGAAAUACCUUCAGAUAAAUUAGAUCAGAAAAAUUUCAUCGUUAAUAUUGUUCAACAACUUGUUAAUCUUGUACAAAAUCCAACACAAAGUCCGCAAUAUCUUGAGCUUCUUGCAAAAAACAAAAAUAAAAAGAUUCAACUCGCAAAAUUACAACAAAAGUACGAUUUCCUAUACGAAGAAGUUAAUCGAUAUAAGAACGAGGUUCGCAAGAUAUCAGAAUCAGUUGAUUCCAAGAAAGAAACUCAAAUCGAUCAAAAAAUACAACAAAUUGCAGAUUUAGUUGAAUUACAAAAGAAAACUCAAAAGAAACUACUCAGAGAAACGAAACAUCUCCAUUAUACAGAAUCCAUUCAGCCAGAAGUCUAUGAACCAAAAACAAAAUCGAUUCAAAUUCAAAAUCAAAUUUCAGAAAGCGAAUCAUCAUCAGAAGCAAUCAAUAUCUCGAGACCUGUAGAUAAAUCAACAAAACAUACUAAAUCAUUUAAAUCUUCCCAUGAAAAACAAAGAACAGAAGCAGAAUUUGAUGAACUCAUGGAAAAACGUUCAAAAUAUCAUACAAAUAAUACAAGUAAAACAGACAUUAAAAGAACAAAGAGAAUUCCAUAUCCUGAAUCAUCCAGCACUGAGUCUUCAAGUGAUUUGAUUAUUCUUACCACAAAACCACAAAAGAUCACAAAUAUAUCAAAGGUUCAUCAUCGAUCAUAUAAAUAUGAGAAUAAUUCCGACUCAUUAUCACAAACAGACGAAAAUUUUGAAAAAUCAGAUCAAUAUUCUAAAUUAGGCAAGAAAGUCAAUAAACUGAUAGGAAUUACUAAUCACAUCCAAGGAGAUUUUGAAACUACACACGGAAAUCUUUCUCUUUCACAGUUAUCUAUGCUUCAUGAGAGUUUACUUGACGAAGAGAGGAAAUUACGCAAAUAA
Molecule: messenger RNA, 1239 nt
Organism: Trichomonas vaginalis G3
Lineage: Eukaryota; Parabasalia; Trichomonadida; Trichomonadidae
Exons: 1
Coding region: 1-1239 (412 amino acids)
Source: RefSeq, a predicted model, not a curated record